Molecule: messenger RNA, 2292 nt
Organism: Kalmanozyma brasiliensis GHG001
Lineage: Eukaryota; Fungi; Basidiomycota; Ustilaginomycetes; Ustilaginales
Product: Pyridoxamine 5'-phosphate oxidase, Alr4036 family, FMN-binding domain protein
Exons: 1
Coding region: 1-2292 (763 amino acids)
Biological process (GO): tRNA dihydrouridine synthesis
Cellular component (GO): cytoplasm
Molecular function (GO): FMN binding; tRNA dihydrouridine synthase activity; flavin adenine dinucleotide binding
Source: RefSeq, a predicted model, not a curated record
AUGCCUUCCGUCGCCGAGAUCCGUCAGCCUCCGCCUACCACCAUGCUUCCUCCUGCGAAACGGCCCAAGAUGGAGGCGUCGACUCCCAUCGAGGUUGAAGCGGUCGCUGCAGACUCGACUUCGUACCAAGACGUCGCCCCACUCCCCGAAACCAAGGAGAGCGAGCGCGUAGACGACCUCGAACCCAUCCCCGCCUGCACCUCGACGCUCGAGUACCGCAACGGCAUCUUCCUCGCUCCCAUGGUGCGAAUCGGCACGCUUCCGACUCGUCUACUUUCCCUCGAAUACGGCGCCGACUUGGUGUGGGGUCCCGAGAUUGUCGACCGAGCCAUCAUCGGGUCUGAACGAAAAGUCAACCCCGCCACGGGCGUCGUCGAGUUUCUGAAGGACCACAAACAGAUCUUCUCGUGCCAUCCCAUGGAGCGACCCUAUCUCGUGUACCAGCUCGGAUCGGCCGAUCCGGAGCUUGCCUACCAGGCCAUCAAGACCAUCACACAGGCCGACGACGUCGCUGCUGUCGACCUCAACUGCGGCUGUCCCAAACCCUUCUCCACCCACGCGGGCAUGGGAGCUAACAUGCUCUCCACCCCCAUCUUGCUGUGCAACACGCUCAAGGCGAUGCGUCGCGCUGCGCCCGCUCACGUCGCUGUGACGUGCAAGAUCCGUCUCCUGCCUACGCAGGAGAAGACCAUCGAGCUGGUGGACAAGAUCGUGCGCACUGGCGCUAUCGAGUGUCUGACCGUCCAUUGUCGCACCAAGGACAUGCGCCCACGCGAACCGGCGCUGCUCCACCGCCUGCGCGAGAUCGUCGACCACGUCAACACCGUCGCUGCCGAGAUGGGCCGCACCGUCCCCGUGGUGUGCAACGGCGACGUGUGGGACGCCACCACCGCCCCGCGCAUCAAGGAGCUUACUGGCGUCACCUCCACCAUGAUCGCUCGCGGUGCCGAGGCCAACCCCUCAUGCUUCCGCCCAGAAGGCAAUCUCAGCCUCCCCGAGAUCAUCGCACCUAAGUGGGUGCGCUACUCGAUCGCACUCAACAAUCCUAUUGGGAACACCAAGUACUGCAUGUCGCAGCUCGCGCUCAAGCCCGCCGAGGCGGGCAAUGCGAAGCAUGUAAGCAAGAAGCAGCUGAGCGCGCUGCGGAUGGGGAUUGCACAAGCAAAGACGCAGGAGCAGCUCGCGGCGGCGUUCGGGAUCGAUGCCGAGGAGGUCAGGGCGCAGGAUGUUGAGAAGGAGGUUCUGAAGGAUCUGCGCGAGGCGCUGGAUGCGAGGAUUAAGCAGCAUGCGACCAGUCAUAGCGGAUCCGGCUUUGAUGGGCAGCGUCUCGGAGCUGUGAUCGGCAAUUCGAGCGGUUCUUCCGGUCCAUCGUCGGGUGGACAGCAGGCAGGAGACGGCCACGCCUCGGGUCCAGACCAGAAGAAGGCUACGUCCAACUCGCCGCAGCCCGACUGGAAGGAGAUCCUCGCCAAGAGCAUCGGCGAGAACAUCAAGGACGAAAAGUCGAUCCUCUACUACGCAUUCUCGACUGUCGAGCCGCCCAGCUCGGUGCACGAUGCAGCCAAGCCGCACGUACGCUACGUCGUCCACCGCGGCUUCGUCAACGAGAAGCGGGAUGGUGAUGCCGAGGGAGGCGUUGCGUCUCAGAACCCGGCUUUCGGGUCUAGCCCGUGCCUGAUGACGACGACCGACGUGCGCACGCCCAAGGUGCAGCAGCUGACCUCGCAGAGCAGCCUCCGCUCGCACGGCGAAGAUGGUAGUCGCGGCGGCGAGUGCGAGAUCGCUUGGUGGAUCGAGAGCACCCAGAUGCAGUUCCGAAUCUCCGGCACGGUCCACGUGCUGCCUACGAAGGACCACCCGCUUCGAUCGCUGUUCCCCUUCGAGCGCCUGUCGCCACCCAGGGCGCCGGACGCCAUGGACUCCGACGAGGCUUUCGACUGGGACGGAGAGCGCACCAGGAUCUUCAACAAGCUCAAUGCUGGUCUGCUCGCAUCCUUCUGCAGACCCACGCCUGGAACGCCGCAUCCCAACGCCGCAAAGCUCGACUCGGCCAAGCCUAAGGACGACACCAGCUCGCCCUGGCCCCUGGAACUGCCCCAGCCUGGUAAGGAGGAGAACGACAAGCAGAAGGAACAGCUCAAGGAGAGCGAGAAGAACUUUGCGCUCGUCGUCGUCGAGCCGUACAAGGUGGACCUCGUCAAUCUGGCUGAAGAUACGAGGACCAUCUAUGAGCUGGUGUCCGGCGAGAAUGCGGCCACGGGCAAGUGGACCAGUCGCCGUGUUGUGCCCUAG